AUGGCGAUGAAUACUGGAGGGAGGCUCGUUGCAGGAUCUCACAAUAGGAAUGAAUUUGUGCUUAUUAAUGCCGAUGAAAUUGGAAGGAUUAAAUCUGUUCACGAGCUAAGCGGUCAAACUUGCCAAAUUUGUGGGGAUGAGGUGGAGAUAACCGAUGAUGGAGAACUCUUUGUGGCUUGCAAUGAGUGUGCUUUCCCCGUUUGCAGAACUUGCUACGAGUACGAAAGGAAAGAGGGGAAUCAAACUUGUCCUCAGUGCAAAACCAGAUACAAGCGCAUCAAAGGGAGUGCUAGAGUUGAGGGUGAUGAUGAUGAAGAUGACAUUGAUGAUCUUGAACAUGAGUUCGAUUAUGGAGAUAUUGAGGACUCGGGCUUUCCUCAAAGUGCUGGUGCAAUGAACUCGGCCCAUGGUGGUGUUGCUGGGUCGAGUUCGAGGCCCGAUUCGUCUUCACAGGGUCUUGAGAUACCCCUUUUGACAUAUGGUGAAGAGGAUGCUGAGAUUGCGAAUAAUCAGAAUGCCAUCAUAUUACCUCCAUUCGCCAGUCAUGGGAAUGGUAUUCAUUCGACUCCAAACACAACAGCACCAUUGAAUCCCCGACCUAUGGUUCCAGAAAAAGACAUUGCGUUAUACGGAUAUGGAAGUGUAGCAUGGAAGGACCGUAUGGAAGAGUGGAAAAGGAGACAACAUGAUAAACUUCAAGUGGUGAAGCAUCAAGGAGGAAAUAAUGAUGGUGGGGACUUUGAUGGAAGUGACCCCGAUUUGCCUAUGAUGGAUGAAGGGAGGCAGCCGCUUUCGAGGAAAUUGCCGAUUGCUUCAAGCAAAAUUAACCCUUACAGAAUGAUAAUCGUUCUACGUCUUGUUGUUCUUGGCUUGUUCUUUCAUUAUAGGAUUUUGAAUCCAGUACCCGAUGCAUAUGGCCUUUGGUUGACAUCAGUUAUUUGUGAAAUAUGGUUUGCUGUGUCAUGGAUACUUGAUCAGUUCCCUAAAUGGUAUCCCAUCGAGCGCGAAACAUACCUCGAUCGACUGUCACUUAGGUAUGAAAAAGAAGGGAAGCCCUCGGAGCUAGCAGAUAUAGACGUAUACGUCAGCACUGUGGACCCCAUGAAAGAGCCUCCUCUGAUCACAGCAAACACGGUGCUUUCGAUUCUGGCCGUUGAUUAUCCAGUUGAUAAAGUAUCGUGUUACGUCUCGGAUGAUGGUGCUGCCAUGCUCACUUUCGAAGCUCUUUCCGAGACCUCCGAGUUUGCUCGUAAGUGGGUUCCCUUCUGUAAGAAGUUCAACAUCGAACCGCGUGCACCCGAGUGGUACUUCUCUCAGAAGAUUGACUAUCUGAAGAACAAAGUUCAUCCCGCCUUUGUUAGGGAGAGGCGUGCAAUGAAGAGAGAGUAUGAGGAGUUCAAAGUUCGGAUCAAUCGUCUCGUGGCCAUGGCAGAGAAGGUUCCGGAAGAAGGCUGGACAAUGCAGGAUGGAACACCUUGGCCCGGUAAUAAUGUCAGGGAUCAUCCUGGUAUGAUCCAGGUAUUCCUUGGUCAUGACGGUGUUCGUGAUAAUGAAGGGAAUGUGCUGCCUCGACUGGUUUAUGUUUCUCGUGAGAAGAGACCUGGUUUCGAGCAUCACAAAAAAGCUGGCGCAAUGAAUGCACUGAUUCGAGUUUCGGCAGUUCUUUCGAAUGCUCCGUACCUUCUGAACGUCGACUGUGAUCACUACAUAAACAAUAGCAAGGCUCUGAGAGAAGCCAUGUGUUUCAUGAUGGACCCCACAUUGGGAAAGAAAGUGUGCUACGUGCAGUUUCCACAGAGAUUCGAUGGAAUUGACAGGCACGAUCGAUAUUCGAAUCGGAACGUGGUGUUUUUCGAUAUCAAUAUGAAGGGUUUGGAUGGGUUGCAAGGGCCUAUAUAUGUUGGUACCGGUUGUGUCUUUAGAAGGCAAGCGUUGUAUGGAUAUGAUGCGCCUGCUAAAAAGAAGAGGCCUAGCAAGACGUGUAACUGCUGGCCCAAGUGGUGCUGUUUUUGCUGUGGGUCCCGAAAGAAAAGGAACGGUAAAACGAAGAGAGAUAAGAAGAAGUCGAAGUACAGAGAGGGUUCGAAGCAAAUACAUGCCCUUGAAACCAUUGAAGAAGGGAUUGAAGAGACAUCUACUGUCAGCCGACCCCUUAUCCCCCAAGAAAAACUUGAGAAGAAGUUCGGUCAGUCCCCUGUAUUUGUUGCUUCAACUUUACGGGAAAAUGGUGUUCUUGAGGCAGUUAGUUCCACAUCACUUCUGAAGGAGGCCAUCCAUGUCAUUGGCUGUGGUUAUGAAGAUAAGACUGAAUGGGGAAAAGAAGUGGGCUGGAUAUACGGCUCGGUCACAGAAGACAUCUUGACCGGAUUCAAAAUGCACUGCCAUGGAUGGCGUUCGGUUUACUGCAUGCCCAAGAGGCCAGCAUUCAAAGGAUCGGCUCCAAUCAACCUUUCGGAUCGUCUUCACCAAGUCCUCAGAUGGGCUCUUGGUUCGGUCGAGAUUUUCCUCAGCAAACACUGUCCGAUAUGGUACGGUUAUGGUGGCGGAUUGAAGUGGUUGGAAAGGUUUUCUUACAUCAAUUCGGUGGUUUAUCCAUGGACUUCUAUUCCCUUGAUCGUCUACUGUACUUUGCCGGCCAUUUGUCUUCUCACCGGCAAAUUCAUUGUCCCCGAGAUAAGCAACUACGCGAGCAUUGUGUUCAUGGCCUUAUUCGUCUCGAUUGCUGUCACGGGCGUGCUUGAGAUGCAGUGGGGCCGUGUCGGAAUCGACGACUGGUGGAGAAACGAGCAGUUUUGGGUCAUCGGAGGUGUAUCGUCUCAUCUUUUCGCGCUCCUUCAAGGACUCCUCAAAGUCCUUGCUGGCGUAAGCACGAACUUCACCGUCACUUCAAAAGGUGGUGACGAUGGCGAAUUUUCCGAACUUUAUGUCUUCAAGUGGACUUCCCUUCUAAUCCCACCAACAACGCUGUUGAUCAUUAAUAUUGUGGGUGUUGUGGUGGGAGUGGCGGAUGCUGUUAACAAUGGGUACGACUCAUGGGGCCCGCUUUUCGGGAGGCUGUUUUUCGCUGUGUGGGUGAUUAUGCAUUUGUACCCGUUUUUGAAGGGGUUGACGGGGAAGCAGGAUAGGAUGCCAACUGUCAUUGUUAUCUGGUCGAUUUUGCUGGCAUCUAUACUUACGCUCGUGUGGGUGAGGAUAAACCCGUUUGUGUCGAGGGAGGGGCCGGUGCUUGAGAUAUGUGGUUUAAAUUGCGAUGAUUGA
This is a messenger RNA of Striga hermonthica, 3258 nucleotides long. NCBI's taxonomy places the organism in Eukaryota, Viridiplantae, Streptophyta, Magnoliopsida, Lamiales, Orobanchaceae. The record is from the annotation of a GenBank genome assembly.